Messenger RNA from Fonsecaea nubica, 1374 nucleotides. RefSeq lists its product as hypothetical. The coding region runs from base 1 to 1374 and encodes 457 amino acids. The transcript has a single exon. NCBI's taxonomy places the organism in Eukaryota, Fungi, Ascomycota, Eurotiomycetes, Chaetothyriales, Herpotrichiellaceae. The record is from RefSeq and is a predicted model, not a curated record.
AUGGGAGCCGCAACCGCUUUCCCUCUACCCGAAGGUCUCGCCAUGAACGAGAUCGGAGGGAGCAUGAUCAUGCCCGUCAUGACCGAUACGUCGCUAUGCCUCAGCGUCAUCGCCGCGUGGAAAGGAGUCGAGUACCUGAUGGGCCACAGCCCAGCCUUUGCUCACCUCUCGUACGAGACCCAAGCCCUGCAGUCGCUACGGCGAAAACUGCUGGGUCAGGGACAAGCGGCCGUCACCGACGAAGCUAUCCUGUCGGCUGUCCUGCUCUGGGCCACGGCGACCAUGUUCGCCCAGCCCGACGCCCUGAGACGGCACGCGGCCGGUGUUCAAGCACUGGUGGCAGCGCGUGGAGGUCUCAGCACCAUCGGUCGCGCCGGGUCGAUCGGCCAGGCCGCCUCCAUCAGACAAUUGAUUCUCUGGGCCGACUUUCUCACGGCGCAGUUUCUGGGGGAAGACGUGCUCUUUGGCGAGCUUGGACCCACAGGGGCCGACGACGACGCGCCGAUGCCGCCGUCGCUGGCGAAAUUGUCCGUCGUGGCCGCCGUCCCGGCCCCCUUCAACUCCCUCCUCGGGCCAGAAACGGUCAAAGCAGCACGCGACAUGAAACUACUCCUCGUCUCCCAUGACACGGCCACCCGGACUGGCCGGCUCUCUAUCGCCGAAUACAAAUACCUCAUGCAACUGCUGAACAAGAGCACCAUCGAGCGCAUCGGCCUGGCCUAUCGGCUACGUGGUUCGCAUUCCCUGGACGAGGCCGUCGUGCUGGCUAUGAACCUGCUGCGGCUGACGACGCUGUUCCACGCGGGGCCAUUGGUCCCGAUCGUGGUCGCCGUCAUCUCGCGGCUGCGCAAGACCUUGGCCUACAUGACGACACUCGAGUCUAUCGACACUUUACCUCCCAGCGGCGGUGGCGGUAUCACUGAUGAUUCUUAUUCUUCUUCCUCUUCCCAUUCUUCGCCUUUUCCUCCUUUUCCUCCCCCUCCUCCUACUCAGCCAUCUUCUCCCAACUACAUCGACUUGUAUAUCUGGGCCUGCUUCGUCGGGCUGGUCAACACAUUCGAGAGCGAGAAUCGCUCGCAUUUCAUCGAGAUGCUCGGCACCGCCCUGGCCCGCAGGUACACCUACACGUACAGGUACCGCGGUGGGGCCAGGGACGCCAGCUGGCCCGACGACUGGCAGCGGGAUAUUUUGGAGAUGUUACGCUCGUUUCUAUGGUCCGACGCCGUCUUGACGCCUCUGUUCCCGGACGCGUGCUUGAUGAUCGAGUCGUAUCUCUUGUCGCCGACGUCGAGCGGCGGCGUUAGCGGCGGCGUCGUCAUUGAGGGAUGGUCAGUGCCCGAAUCGGACAAAUCCUCCAGAGGAGGCAAGAGUUAA